AUGGCCUACAACAAAGGCUUCAACCCGGACAGGCUGCCCAUGCACGCCGAGCCCGAACAGGCUGCAGCAAUGAUGUCGCAAAACGCUGCCUCAGCACCGCGCCCGCUGCGCACAGGCUCUGCGCGCCCCGACUACAACAAACCCCCUCCGCCGGUUCCUAACCAGAGAUACGACACGCGCCCAGACGACCGCUACGGCGGCGGAGGGGGCCGCGGCGCAGGAGGUGGAUAUGACAACAGGCCCCCGCCAGGCGCAUACAACGACGGCCGCCAUGACAACCGCUACGACUCGAGGCCCGAUCCCAGAAUGGCUCUUGGAUCCCCUCCACCAGCAAACUAUGGCCAUGGCCCGCCGCCCCAGGGCUAUCAUGGAAGACCGCAGCUUGCGCAGCAGGCAAGGCCCCCACCAACGCCCGCGCCCGCCCCACCACGCGACGGAAAUGAUCGCGAAGCCCUGUGGAGGCUGUUUGGUGCGGUGGACAAGGACAGAAGAGGUGAACUCACAGAAGCCGAGCUGCGAACUGCCCUCGUAAACGGUGACUGGACUCCUUUUGAUCCGCAUACCGUACGCAUGAUGAUCCGAAUGUUCGACACCAACAAAUCUGGCACCGUCAACUUUGACGAGUUCUGCGGCCUAUGGGGGUUCCUUUCUGCCUGGCGCGCUCUUUUCGAUCGCUUCGACCAGGACCACAGCGGCAGUAUAUCUUAUGCCGAAUUCAACGAAGCCCUCAUUGCCUUUGGAUACCGUCUCUCGCAGCAAUUCGUCACUUUGCUGUACCGCACAUAUGACCGCGACGGCCGCAAUGCGCUCAGUUUCGACCUGUUUGUCCAGGCAUGUAUCAGUCUGAAGCGCAUGACAGAUGUAUUCAAGAAGUAUGACGAGGACCGGGAUGGAUACAUUACGUUGAGCUUCGAGGAAUUUCUUACAGGUGCGCAAGCUUUAUUCCUCUUCAACUCGAUUUCGGCCUCCACUGAUACCGGGCUUUACUAG
Messenger RNA from Exserohilum turcica Et28A, 990 nucleotides. RefSeq lists its product as uncharacterized. NCBI's taxonomy places the organism in Eukaryota, Fungi, Ascomycota, Dothideomycetes, Pleosporales, Pleosporaceae. Gene Ontology annotation, molecular function: calcium ion binding. Bases 1 to 990 code for a protein of 329 amino acids. The record is from RefSeq and is a predicted model, not a curated record. The transcript is spliced from 5 exons.